Messenger RNA from Punctularia strigosozonata HHB-11173 SS5, 2169 nucleotides. RefSeq lists its product as uncharacterized. Lineage: Eukaryota; Fungi; Basidiomycota; Agaricomycetes; Corticiales; Punctulariaceae. The transcript is spliced from 4 exons. The coding region runs from base 1 to 2169 and encodes 722 amino acids. The record is from RefSeq and is a predicted model, not a curated record.
AUGGAUCCUCUGGAAUGCGCCCUAGCAUCCAGCCCCUUUUAUCGCAAUCGCAUGGGGAUUACCCAGACACACUCUGACUCUGGCUACCGCCUGUAUAACUUGCUUUCUCCCUCCCUUCAUGCCUUGGCCACGCCCCCGGAUUCCGGCAGUGUAUACGGCUCGCGAGCGUCAUCCUUCAGUGCCGCUCGUACUCCCUCUCAUGCCCUCGCCUACGAUCCUUUGGACCAGUUCCCGAAUAUGUUUGCUACUCCAUCCUUGGACGAACGGCAAUGGAAAACCCCGCAGGAGCCAGACACCGAUCCUGUCAUCCGCAAAUCUCAAGGAUCUUUUGGUAUAAGUCAAGAGGACAGCCCUAUCGUGGAUAAGGCAACCGCUAUCGCGUCGCUGGAGGCCAUAGAUCCGUUCAAGGCUGUCCGAAACCCCUCUCCUAGGAACGCUGGAUCCAAGACCACAACGUCCUUCGUCGAAAGGCUACGCACAAGGACUUCCGCUGGCUCACGGACAGCGCCCUUGGAGUGGUCUUCGUCCCCGAGCUCUGUACACUCCGACUUCUCCUCCGACGCCAGGUUGCCUGAUUCAUCACCGAGGUUCAGGUUCAAUCGUUCUGCGCCGUCUCCGCCGCCUGGAUAUUACGAUGACUCCGACUCCGACGUCAACCCCUUCGACGACAGUCCUAGUGCAAAGCUGCGGCGUCCCCCUCUCCGAAGCGACUCACCUGGAACAAGGUCCUCAUCCUCAAGAUCAUCGUUCUCCUCUGCUGAUGAUGACGACUAUGACUACGACUCGGAUUCAGAUUUUGACUGCUCACCAGCUUCCUCAUCCUCCCCUCAGAUUCCUGGUGCCCACAUACUUCCCGAACUGGUUUCGUCUCCUGCCUCUAUGUAUACUCGAUCAUCGGGUAAAGCUCCGUUCCCUGAGUCAUUUGAACGCCAUCCUGCCUCUGUCCAGCUCUGCAGGAUGCCGAUUAACCCGGCCGCACCUCUGACUUCUGACACCACUUACUCCCACUGCGAUCGCACUCUGGAGGAUCUUGAACUGCAGGCUUCUCGCUAUCUGACUCGAGCUAGACUCCGUGCUACCAUAGCCAAGAUUGAAGACCACCCUGCCCCGACAAGCCAUGGCGCCGGCUCGCCACGAGGCCGAAAGCUCACUAAUCGCCCUGUCAGAUCCAAAGUUGCUCCAACCCCUCAAGACGAUUUGUCGCAGAUCAUGCUGGCCAUUCCUACGAGAAAACGCAAGCCCGCGGAUCAGGCGCUCCCUUCCCGCAAGAGGACCCGCUGCGCUCGUCAUGCUGUAGCCAAGGUGGAAGCCACCUACUCACCCCCGGGAUCGCCUGCGAUGGUCCUGGAAUCGGAAGACACCCUCGUCGUGCACUCGAGUGACACCGUGUUCGAUCUGCCUCCGUCCUCUCCCACAGAAUCUGUCGAUGUCGAAUAUGAGUCGAAACACCCGAAGACAGCUCCGAAGUCCCCAUUGUCUUCCCUGUCUUCAUUGUCCGGCUUGACCAACUCGGACGAAUACCACCACGAAGAUGGCGAUGAUACCAACCUUCAGGGGACGCGGAUAUUUCCUAGCCAUAUCCCGAUUCGCUCGGACUACCCGUUGUGGUAUCGACGCUUCCCUGUGAGCUCAUUCUACCCGGACGAAGACGGAAGGUUGACUAGAGUCUUGCGUGAAGGCACGUUCAAUCCGCCCAAGAUCAACGGUCGCUUGGACCUGUAUACGCCGCGCUUCGUGAAAGGAAUCGGACGAGAGAAGGUGGGGCUUUGCCCGAUCUGCAUCGAGAGCCGGCGCAGAGGAGGCGAAGGGCGCCAGGACUGGCUGAGCAUGAAGUUUAGCGCGUACAACUAUCACCUCCUUUACGCUCACGGUAUUUCCGCCGCCACCGCUACGCCGUUCUCGCCUCCUGUGGAGUUCCGUAUGGCCAAGCGUCCCAAGGCUAACCCUGCCAAGAAAGAGAAGCCCGUUAUCGAGGAGGGGAAAUGUCACAAGUGCCAUGCCUGGGUCGCGGUGGAGAGCGUGAAGGACAUCGAGCCCAAAGUGCCUGAACUGUUUUGGUGGAAGCACGCGGCCGCGUGCCAUCAAGCCUCGAGGAUCCCUGGAGAGGGCGGCGUUUAUGUUGAAGACGAGGUGUUUCGGAUGGUCACUGCUCUGGAGCGGGACGCUUGA